AUGCCGCUCUUUCAGCCUGAGCGUGUUGCUGUUAUAGGGGGCGGUUGCACGGGUAUCACGACCUUCUGGGCGUUGCGGAAUUCCACCCAUGAUGUCCAUCUCUUUGAAGCCUCGGACUCUCUUGGUGGGCGCGUAAAGGCCCUGCCUUUUGAGCAUAAUGAUCACCGAGUUGAUGUCAAUACAAGUCCUCCCACUUUCAAUGCAGGGACUUCUCACCACCUCGGGAUUACCGGUGUCAAGGCUCCGUUCUCCUUUGGGGCUACAGAUGGGAUUGACAGUUUCCAAUGGUGUGGUAGCGUACUGAAAAGUAUACUUCUUCGUCCAUGGACGCUUUGCAACUUUGAGACCUAUCGCAUACUGUGCGAUGUUAUUUGGAUGAGAUACAUGGCCGUGGACGUACUUGAUCACGGCUUUGAGGCUUGUAACCCCACCGACGCCCAGUCAUUAUCUAUGCAUGAGUACCUCGCAGGCGAAGAGUACUCCAAUAUCUUUAUCGAGAACUACCUAGCUCCACUGCUGUCCAUGCUGUGGAGCACAAAUGCGGGGAGAUUUCUGCCACGGGUGCCUGCGAAAGCUCUCGUCCAGGCUCUGUGUGAUCAUCAGCUGCUGAGGCCCCGUCAAGCCUUGCCAGACUGGCGUCGUAUCGGACCAGGGGUGAGUCAUUUCAUCCAGACCAUGACGAAAAGCUUCCCCUCCUCCAAGGUCCAUCUUAAGACCAGAGUAAGGGAGGUCGUUCAGUAUGGAAAGAAGUAUGGUAUCAUGACAUCUGCGGGCGAAGAAAUGUUCUUCAACCAUAUCGUCUUCGCCGUGAACGGCCAGGAGACUAUCAAGAUAUUGGGAACGCUCGCAAACGAGCAAGAAAAGGAGAUCAUGCGAAGCUUGGGAUCAACCCGAAACAUUUCUGUUUUACAUUCAGACCCUCUUCUCAUGCCCAACGUCGAGGACCCCGGCCCCGCCUGCAACUACAUCCUAGGCCCCAGCAACCAAGACUGGCCAACCCAACCAAGCAACAACACCACUACCACCACAUCCCACAUCUCCAGCCUCAGCUACAUCGCCAACUUCCUCGACAGCAUUCCAUUCCACCUUUUCGGCCCCAUCUACAUCACAUUGAACCCCUUCACUCCACCCCACCCAAGCCAAGUGCAAGGUGUAUGGGAGUUCACCGACCCCGAACCAAGCGCCCAGACCCUGAUAGCACAACACCAUCUCCCCUCCAUCCAGAACAAGCGUGGUCUGAGUUACGGUUUCUGCUGGACAGGACGCGGACACUUAGAAGAUGCCAUCACGGCUGGUCUUAGAAUCGCCAUUCAGGACCUAGGCGCCGAGGCUCCAUUCCACGUGAAAUUCCACCAGGAUCCUCUGGAGGCGGCGGCUUCAGGGCCCCCGGGCCUCGGCUUGAGAGAUAAUGCGAUCCGGACGAUUAUUCGUUUGGUUCAUGUUUAUGUUCUCAUUAUGAGACUCGUUUUGGUUUUGUUUAGAGCUUUGCCGGGUGCAGCUGUGAAGGCGAAGACAAGAUUUAGACCGAUGUGCAAUGCUGCUGCUGCUAGUAAGGAGAAGACUUCUUGA
Messenger RNA from Aspergillus niger, 1569 nucleotides. RefSeq lists its product as uncharacterized. Gene Ontology annotation, molecular function: oxidoreductase activity. The record is from RefSeq and is a predicted model, not a curated record. Lineage: Eukaryota; Fungi; Ascomycota; Eurotiomycetes; Eurotiales; Aspergillaceae. The transcript has 3 exons. Bases 1 to 1569 code for a protein of 522 amino acids.